Molecule: messenger RNA, 798 nt
Organism: Nematostella vectensis (starlet sea anemone)
Lineage: Eukaryota; Metazoa; Cnidaria; Anthozoa; Actiniaria; Edwardsiidae
Exons: 2
Coding region: 17-739 (240 amino acids)
Source: RefSeq, a predicted model, not a curated record
AGUACUUUCUAAUAAUAUGGCACCUUUUUAUUCUGUUCAAUGUCCCGAUUGCUACGGAACCUUUCGAACACGAAAGGCCUUAAAAAAGCACUUCUUCGGGCGGCAUAAAGGUCAGGACAUGCCAUCAAUAUCAAAAUUCAUUGAGGAAGAUGGCCAUGAGGUCGCGACGUCUCAGGCAAAGAGACUUCAGCGCUCAAGUAGACUUUACGCAUCCUACCUUUGCUGGUUGAGCGAAAUCGUCGAGGGGAUAAAUUCGGCACACAAUCCGUGUGUCCCAGCGAAGUGGUAUCACUUGACCAUCACGAAUGUGCCAAUCCAGUACCUCCAGCAUCUUUUAUUUAAAACGGGGGGACUUCUCAAUAGCGUUAAGACGGCAAGACAUAUGCGGCCUCCGUUAUGGAAAGAGAAUGUUCCUACCUAUUCCUUCCAAACCACUAACAGCGCAAGAGUGCUAAGUGCCCUCGAAGAGCAACGGAAUAUUGAAGUGUCAACCACCCAGGCAUAUAAUGGGAAGGAGCAGGUGCCGGUUGGACAUUUCACGGCAUUGACAGGCCGUGCUGCUUUGGAGGCAGCCAAGCAAAAAACAUACAAGGCAGCUACGGUGCGCACAGAACUUGAAAUAAGCGAUGGAGAAGGUAGAGCCACUAGGGGAUUUGAAAUGAUUUGGAGGCCACUUUACUCUUGCUCCACUAGUGGCUCGCUAACUCUCCGAAUGUACAUUGGAAAAGUUUUCUUUUAGUUGCUUAGGGUACUAAAUAGAUGCCUUCGUGAAAAUAUUUCAAAAGUAAAUAAACUGUA